AUCUCCGGUUACACUUGUCCCCUCCCUCCACUCUUGUCUCGGUCUCUCCUCUCUCUCUCCAACCCCGCACAGCACCACCCACACAUUGUCCAGGUGAAUAAGCACAAAUUUCAAGCACGAAAAUCCAAAAUUCCGAUCUCAAACUCCAUUUCAAAUCCGGACCUGGGCCCGCCCCAAAUGCGCCGGCCUUGCGCCGCCGCCGCCGCCGCCGCCGUCGCGCGCCGUCGAUGACUCCCGCCCCACCGAACGCCGGCGGCGACCUCUUCGCCGCCAACCUCACGGGCGCGCUCCUCGCGGUCGCCUCCUCCGCUUUCAUAGGCGUCAGCUUCAUCGUCAAGAAGAAGGGCCUCCGCCGCGCCGGCGCCGCUGGCACCCGCGCAGGUGUUGGGGGCUAUGGAUACCUCCUGGAGCCAUUAUGGUGGGUUGGGAUGGUUACCAUGCUGAUCGGUGAGAUAGCUAAUUUCGUGGCCUACAUGUUUGCGCCUGCCGUCCUCGUCACCCCGCUUGGGGCGCUGAGCAUAAUUGUCAGUGCUGUUCUAGCCCAUUUCAUCCUGAAUGAGAAGCUGCAGCGGAUGGGUGUGUUGGGUUGUGUGCUCUGUAUAGUUGGGUCAACUGUAAUCAUCCUCCAUGCGCCGGAAGAAGAGACACCAAGCUCGGUGGCGCAGAUCUGGCACUUGGCAACACAACCUGCCUUUCUUUGUUAUGCGGCCUUUGCGUUGGUGAUCUCAUUGGUGUUGAUGCUGCACUGUGCACCCCGCUAUGGCCAGACCAAUAUAGUAGUUUAUGUGGGAAUUUGCUCGGUGAUAGGAUCUUUAACGGUAAUGAGCAUCAAGGCGGUAGGCAUUGCUAUCAAGCUUACAAUUGAGGGUAUAAACCAGGCUGGCUAUUUCCAAACCUGGUUGUUUGCAACUAUUUCAGCUACAUGCAUAGUUAUUCAGUUAGUUUACCUGAACAAGGCAUUGGACACUUUCAAUACUGCGGUUGUUUCUCCCGUCUAUUAUGCGAUGUUCACAUCCCUCACAAUUUUAGCAAGUGCCAUAAUGUUCAAGGACUGGUCCGGGCAGAGUAUAAGCAGUAUUGCCUCCGAGAUUUGUGGAUUCCUUACUGUGCUUACUGGUACUGUUGUGCUGCAUUCUACAAGAGAACAUGAUCCGACCAUUUCUUCAGAUCUGUACACACCUCUUCCCCCAAUAUAUUGGCAUAUUCAAGGUAACGGUGAAACAGGAGGGAAACAGAAAGAGGAUGAUCUACUCCCUGACGACUUUAUUACUGUGGUGCGACAAGACUACUUUGUCUAGAAGCCUUCUAGGAUGCUCAAACACCUCGAAAGGAUCCUACUUAUGCUCGUUCAUCAUUGAGAAACUCAUGAUGCUUUGUAUGCUCAUAGUUGUCUUGAAAGUCUUGCUGCGGUUGUUUGACUAACCUGAGUAAUUGCUAAGUUUUGUAGAAAAGGUAGGAUUUGCUGAAGUGCCAGUUUGAUCACUGGGCAGCUGGGCCGAUGCCCUGUAGUGAGAUAUAAACAAUAUGUCUUCUAGCUUGCUGGUGUGAGCAAGAUUUUGCUGCCAGCUAGGCAGGAUGCAGCCAUGUGUGUUGCCUCAUCCAUCUGAAAGUCUCUAGCUAGUCUGACAGUUUUCGGCAGAUGUAUUUGUAUUGUACAGUUUAAUGUAAAUGUAUGAAUUAGAGCUAACAAAAGCUGCGCAUAUGUUCCGAGACAAA
Panicum virgatum (switchgrass) is the source of this 1716-nucleotide messenger RNA. Its product is annotated as probable magnesium transporter NIPA6. The transcript has 9 exons. Gene Ontology annotation, molecular function: magnesium ion transmembrane transporter activity. The record is from RefSeq and is a predicted model, not a curated record. The coding region runs from base 228 to 1298 and encodes 356 amino acids. Lineage: Eukaryota; Viridiplantae; Streptophyta; Magnoliopsida; Poales; Poaceae. Gene Ontology annotation, biological process: magnesium ion transport. Gene Ontology annotation, cellular component: membrane.